AGCGGAGUCUCCAUUCAUAGCAUGCAAAAAAACCAAGUGUCGAGUUUCCUGUAGUUCAGAAAGUCAAAGAGGAAUCUAACACUGUGCACUCUUGCCUGCAGAUCAGCCGCACACUUUGAGUCCUGCAGAGGUCACGUGUUGAUGAAAAGGAGAACAACACUCCCUGCUUUUCCCUCAGAGUGGCAUGACACAUCUUUGGGCAUUUGACUUCUGGAUCUCACCACCAACGGUCCUUCAUCAAGAUGUCUGAUUUCAGCGCUGCGCUCGUCCUGGUCUUCACUGCCGGCUGGUGCAUCAUGUGUGCAGCCGACGUUGGGGAUUUCGCUCCGUGCCUGCAGGUCUUUUAUAAGUCAUGGCCUCCUAAAGGUCUGGCGGGGACCCCGAUCUGCCAACGGUAUAACAACCAGUACCGCUUCGCCGCGCUGUACAGUCGGCCGCGCCGCUCUCCGUGGUUCUCGGCAUAUUUGUACUCUGCACCAGCAGGAAAGAGACCCACCUCAUGCUGGAAGUUUGAGCCUCAGUUAGCCUACCCAGGAGCCGACGGCAACAUGAUCCCCUUCCCUCCGGGCCCUCUGGACCAGAACGUGGUGGACAGCCAAGCGGUGGAGCUGGACUACAUCAACUCCACCUAUUCUCGCGGCCACUUGAACCCCAGCCUCCACCACCAGAGCCACGAGGACCGCUCGUCCACCUUCACCCUCACCAACGUGGUUCCUCAGAAGGCCGGCUCCAACGACGGGCCCUGGGAGGCCCUGGAGCAGACCGUCAACACAACCUUGGCGGCCUACUGUCUCGGAGAGGCCCACGUGGUGACCGGCGUCAUCCCUUACCAGAGCGACGAGCACUGGCUCAGGAACCAUCGCGUGGCCGUGCCCGAGUAUCUCUGGUCCGCCUACUGCUGCCCGAACUACAACAACAGUCUUCCGGAAGAACUGAGGGAUGCUUUCCCGACGUACGCCGCCAUCGGCCGCAACGACCGCAACAGCACCGAAGAGAUUGUUCCCGUCAGCCAGACGGCUAAGAAACAGUUCAGAGGUUUUGAUGUGAGACAAAUGCCACUGGAAACACUGGAGAAGUAUCUGAGGGACAGGUUCGGUGCUGCGGUCAAUGUUUUCUACGAGCAGUGUUCUGGAUCAGACUGAUCCUGCAGACACAAACACACACUGACUAUAUUCUUACAAUAGUUACAUCUUAGAAUAUUAAUGCUAAUAUCAUUUAAUUAAAGGAUAAAUAUGUAUACAGUGCCAUCCAAUGUGUUACAAAAGAGCAAAUUUAUAUAUAUAUGAUCGUGUUUGACUGUAAAAGGAACCUAAAGGACUUCAAAAUGUUUGUUUUCCUAAAAUACAUUUAGGAAGAAAAGCAGAACUCCGGUGGGAAAAGAAAGCGAAAGAAUCACCUAAUAAGAGUUAAAGGACAGACAUGAUCAAGACAUGAGGUGAUUAUUUUGCUGUUGUUGUUGUUUACCCCUGGUGUUUGUUUUGGGGAUACAAACAUUGGUAGCUUUUAUGCUGCUUCGACCCGCUAUAGGUCCUUGUCACAUUAAUGUAAAUAUUGCAGGUUUUAAAGUAAUAGUUAUUACAUGUUGGGAACUACUCUUAUUCAUUUUCUUGCUAAAAGUUAGGGAAGGCAAGAUACAUACACAUACUGUAUAUGUAUAUACAUAUAUCACACUUUAUAUCCAAACAGAUUACACAAGUAACAAAUGAUGAGAAACAAUGAAUGCAAGCAAACAAAAACAAUCAAUAAAUUUGAUUUAGACAAGAAGAUUGAUACCACUCUCAUAUCGGUCAGUUAAGUAUAAGGUUGGAGCCAGGAGGCGGAUAGCUUAGCUUAGCAUAGAAAAAACUUUACUUGUUGUUUUUACACUUUGGUUUACUACAACAUAUUAAUUUAGAUAUUAGAGGUGCAGCAAGCAUAUUUUGAUACCUUUGAACAGAGCCAUGCUAGCUGUUUUCCUCUGUUUCCAGUCUUUAUGCUAAGCUAAGCUAACCAGCUGCUGGCUGUAGCUUCAUAUUUUCUGCAUUCAUGAGAGGUAUCAAUCUUCUCAUCUAACUCUCAAGACAGUGAAUAUGCGUACUUCCCAAAAUCUCAAACUUCUGUUUCAAGCAUUUGAAACCAGAGCUUUUUUUUACCUUCGGUUGCCGUAAAACACAUAUUUCAUAUUCCUCCACAUAAGUCAUGAUGCUCGUCGACACUAUGGUUUGAUAUGUUGAGUACAUACAGGUUGCAAUGCCUCCACUGCAGGUUUGAAGUUGUACAUGUUCUUUGUGACCACUAGGUGGUGACCUUGUGCAACACAUGCAGAUGAGUGGCAGCUUCUGCUGACUGUAUUCUGCAACUGGACGGAUUUUACCACAAAGUUUAAUUUGUUGGUAAUUCAAAGUAACACCAGACCUCAUUAUCUUGGAAAUCAAUUCCUCAUUUAUAUUAUUAUUUACUAAAUAAUGUCUUUGAUCUUUUGUUUUAUAUUUAAAACAGAAUUCAUCUUCAUUAAUUGCUGCUUUCUGAUGAUGUAUAAAAUAAAUAGGGAUGAUAUUUGUGCUUUAAGAGAUGACUCAUUCAGACAAACAUGAACUCCUUCCACAAGUUGGACUCACUAGACCUUUUUAUUUUUGUUUCUGUAAUGAUCACUAAGACACACAUUUUCCUCAUAUCACACUGGAUUUAUUGCAUGAAUGGUGCAGUAGCACAGACGUACAGAGGGCUAAACAUAUCAAACACUGUGUCAACCCGGAUUAUUUAGUCAAAAUUAAUCACUGGUUUAGUGGUGUUGUUGCAUCUUUGGAGUGAAGAGCUUGUCCCACACCUCCACCUUCAGCAUGGCCCUGCCCAUCGGGGACAUGGUCGCCUUGAGGUCAAAGUGAGGGCCCUCAAACGUGAGACUGCUGCCUUUGGCCUCCUCCCUCACGAAGCCGCUUUGCUCUUUGUUUUCAUACAUCUCCUUGUACAGCUUCUCGUUGCACUCUUUGUCCUGGUUGAAGAUCCCCAGGGCCAACCAGUUCUGAUACACGUUGUUGUCGUAGGGCACGGAGAACAUUAUGGCUAUUUUCUCUUUGGCGCUGUUGCUUUUCCUCUCAAACAUGUCGUAGGUCAGGACGCCCACCGCGCCCGUGGCACUGCCGCUGGUCUUGCUGAAGUUGCACACCUCGGUUUUCAAAGGGCGCACGGUGGGUUGGGGGGGGCUGUGGCAGUUGCCGCUAUCCAGGUAAACCCUUUUGUUUUUUUAACGCCAAGAAAGAAAGAAAAUAAAAUGUAAAGUAAGGAAUGGGUAGAAAACGCUGUAGUUUUAUUCAAGCUGUACUUUAACCAUAAUUUCCUCAAAGGAAAUAGAUGGAUGGAUGGAAAAUGAUUGUGUUACAGCAGCAGGUUAUACACGGCAGCAGUAAAUAUAUACAUACUCUAGUGUUGUACAUAUACAACACUAGAGCUAUAAAUCUAUAAAAUACACAAUAAACUAUUAGAAGACACUAAAUCUACCAAACUACAACUAGAAUAUUAAAUAUAUUAAAUAAGCAUACUUUAUCAAGUAUGCUUUCCUAUGAUAAUAUUACAUUGUACUUUUUCUUAUAUUACUUAGAUCUUUAAGUUGUCUGAAUUCACUAUUUAUAGUCAACAUAAUUAACUAUUUUAAGUUAACUUCACUCAGAUCUUUAAGUUGUCUGAAUUGACACAUUGACAUAUAGUUAACCUAAUUAUAAAUUUUGAGUUAACUACACUAAAGUUUACUGCAAUGACAUGAGUUGCCUAAACAAUUUCAACUUUACCAACUUAAAAUGAAUGAGCUACUUGACUUAACAAAUUUUUAGGCAAUCGUUUUCCUGACUUUUUUUUAAGGUAAAGUCAACUUAUUACAUUUUACAGUGUACAUGAACAUCCGCCGUUUUUUAGCAGUAUUGUGUUCUACGUGUUGGACUUACUUGGGGUCGAUGAGGCAGUAGCCGUUGGUGAGGUUGGUGAUCUCAAUGGUGACAUUUCUUCUGCUUUUCUGGUUAGCAGCCAAAG
Molecule: messenger RNA, 4002 nt
Organism: Anarrhichthys ocellatus (wolf-eel)
Lineage: Eukaryota; Metazoa; Chordata; Actinopteri; Perciformes; Anarhichadidae
Product: endonuclease domain-containing 1 protein-like
Exons: 3
Coding region: 243-1142 (299 amino acids)
Molecular function (GO): nucleic acid binding; metal ion binding; hydrolase activity
Source: RefSeq, a predicted model, not a curated record